CUGCGCUUCUUUAUGGUAGAUUUAUGACGGAAAAAACGUGUGUCACUUCACAGCGUGUGUAUUAAAGCUGCACUUCCGGUAUCGGUAUUGUUCUUACAGCUCGAGCAGGUUUGAGGAGCUCUGAGUUUAAGUUCACUCCCGUCUCCUCGCCUGUGUUCGCGCCUGGGUCCACCACACACUCUCCACAAGGUCUGCCUCCGCUGGCCGUGACAGCUUUCCUAAUUAAUGCGUGUGUGUCUUUGGUCCUCUGUCCUCAUGACUCGGGUCUUCGUUUACGGCACUCUGAAGAAGGGGCAGCCCAACAACUACCGCAUGUUCGACAGCAACAAUGGAAAGGCCGAGUACCUGGGUUCGGCGUUCACCAUCCAGAAAUAUCCGCUAGUGAUCACGACCAAGGACAACAUCCCUUUCCUGCUCAACAUCCCUGGCCAGGGUCACCGAGUGCACGGGGAGAUCUACAAAGUGGAUGACCAGAUGCUGAAAUUCCUGGAUGACUUUGAAAGCGUCCCAACGUUGUACCAGCGGACGGUGGUCCAGCUGGAGGUGAAGGAGUGGGUGGGGAAGAUGGAAGGAGAGGAGAAGGUGUCACCGGGGAGCAUCAUGGAUGCGUUUGUGUACACCGCAACGUACGAGCCAGACUGGCGCUCGCUGCCGUGCUACGAGAACUACGACUCAGAGGGAGAUCAUGGGCUCAAAUAUAGGCGUAGAGAAGAGCGGGACUGAUCUCAUCAUGCUGAUGCAACUGACAAACGGACCUCUAUGUGGUGUUAGCAGAACGGGUAGAGAAGCUCUCAGGAAAACAACACCUGGACAUGGGUGCUGUUUCCUGUCGUGUGUCGAAUUGAAAGAAAUGGUAAAUGGCCUGUAUUUAUACUAUACAGGCCAUUUACAUUGCAUACAUUGCAUAAUUAUGAUUAAGGAAAUCACAAGAGAAAUUAAUUUUAAUAGCAGAUAGGCAGGCUUAGAAUCAAAGUAAGGAUAGUGUAGAGAAGGAAAAGGGCACACUGUGCCACUGAAAGUUGCAGAUUAGUGAUGUUGUUUACAAAUUUGGUUUUCUUUUUAUGAUAUAUAAUCAUCUGGGAAGCAUUAUGAGUAAUGUAUGGCCAGCCUGUGCUUCAUAAAAAAGUGAUUGCAUAGAAGUCUGGGAGGAAAUGACCCAGCUGCUGAUCAAUGUGUGGUGUCAAUGCCAUUAAACAAAACACAUUGUGUCAUUUGAUACCCCUGCUCUUAGCAGUGCUGUCAAACAUAAGCUCCGGGUGCUAGAUUCAGCCCAGCAAAGGCUGCCAAUUUGACCCACUGGGUGGGCUUUGGAAAUUUUUAUAGCAUUUUUACACACUGAUAAAGAUCUGAUUUUUAACAUUUCUUUUCAUUUACUAUGGUAGAAAAAAUGAUUUGCACUUUAAAUGUGUAGUUAAAUGUGUUUAUACUGACAGAAAGGAGAUUUUCACUGAGUUUGACACUCUAGGCUUAGAGCAUUUAUAUUACACAGAUAUGAACUCUGAUUUUACACUAAUCUGCAGACAAUGUGUUUAAUAUUUACAUUCUGCACAUCUUUGUUUACCUCAAAAAUAAAAAUUCACCGUGAUUUUUUUUGUAUGAUCUUCCAUGUGCUGUGUUCAUCCCCUCUAAGGGAUAAACUCAAUAAAAAAAGAAAAAAAGAAA
This is a messenger RNA of Haplochromis burtoni (Burton's mouthbrooder), 1662 nucleotides long. Its product is annotated as gamma-glutamylaminecyclotransferase B. The record is from RefSeq and is a predicted model, not a curated record. NCBI's taxonomy places the organism in Eukaryota, Metazoa, Chordata, Actinopteri, Cichliformes, Cichlidae. Gene Ontology annotation, molecular function: gamma-glutamylaminecyclotransferase activity. Bases 226 to 723 code for a protein of 165 amino acids. The transcript is spliced from 3 exons.